CUCUCCUCUCCUCUCCUCACACACACAGAGACUCAACACAGACUGACAUCCAGAGCGUGUUGCACUUCUUGCGCUCCUCUUUAAGAUCUCUUUGGAUGGAUAAAGCAAGUUAAAUCUCGGACUUUGGUUAAUGAAGAGCUGGAUCAAGUUGAUAUUGCCUUUAGAUGUCGCACCAGUCGUGCGUAAAAAGAAGUGGAAAUGGCACGGAAGAUAAAUGUCCACUCUUCUUAUUUCUCCUGACACACCGGGUGCGACUUGAUGAAACGGUUUUCAAGACGCUCAGAGAACCGGUGGAGCAAGAAUGAAUAUGGGAUGUUCAUUACGGAGACUAAGAAGAAAAUCAUUCCUCCCUUCCCUCCUGUCACUGCUGACCCUGUGUGUCCUGCUACUGGUCAGUAUGAAGCACAGCUACGUCCCUGUGUCUCUACCUCCCCCGGCAGCUUUAGAUGACAUCCAGACAUUUCACAAGUACAAUAUUAACUGUUUGGCCAUCUAUGACAUGGACCCAGUGGAGGUGGGAAAGUCGCUGAUCAUCAGACGGAAACAAGUCGUGGAGGACAAAGAUGAGUGUCUGGUUAACCUCACCUCCAACUGCCCGUUAUUCAUCCAGUCCAGAGGUUAUGAUGACGUGUGUGUCUCAGAGGAGGAGAAAGACUUUCCUCUUGCUUACUCGAUGGUUGUGCAUAAGUCUGCGUGGAUGGUAGAGAGGCUCAUCAGAGCGCUGUACUCACCCCGUAACAUCUACUGCAUCCACUAUGAUCAGAAGUCUUCAGCUGAGUUCAUCUCAGCCAUGGAGGGUUUAGCUGGCUGUUUGCCCAACGUCUUCAUCGCCUCCAAGCGAGAGUCCGUCUUCUACGCGAGCAUCAGCAGAUUGAAAGCUGAUCUCAACUGUCUGUCCGACCUUCUGGAGUCAGAAGUCAAGUGGAAGUAUGUCAUCAACCUCUGUGGCCAAGAUUUCCCCCUCAGGUCCAACAUCGAGCUGGUGUCAGAACUGAGGAAGCUGAAUGGAGCCAAUAUGCUGGAGACGAGCCGACCCAGUGUGACGAAGAAGGAGAGGUUCACCUUUCACUACGAGCUGAGGGAUGCCAACUUUGAAUAUCAAAAACUGCCGGUGAAAACGGAGCAGUUAAAGACCCCGCCGCCACACGGCAUGGAGAUGUUCUGCGGCAACGCCUACUUCGUCUUGUCCCGGAACUUUGUGGUGCACAUGGACUCCUCAGUUGUGGUGAAAGAUUUUUUGGCCUGGUCAGAGGACACCUAUUCACCGGAUGAACACUUCUGGGCCACACUUGUUCGACUGCCGGGUGUUCCUGGAGAGGUGCCCAGAUCGCAGCCCGACAUCACGGACCUGAUGAGUAAGACCAGGCUGGUGAAAUGGCAGUACCUGGAGGAGAACCUGUACCCGCACUGCUCGGGGGAACACGUCCGCAGCGUUUGUAUUUUUGGUGCGGCGGAAAUGCAUUGGUUGCUCAACUACGGUCACUGGUUCGCCAACAAGUUCGACCCCAAAGUGGACCCCAUUCUCAUUCAGUGCCUUGAGGAGAAGCUGGAGGAAAAACAAAAGUUAUUCCAAUCAGUGGCAUCUCCUACCUGUCGUAAGGGUUAACCAAAAGCUACUGUAGAGCAGAAAUGAUUAGUCGAUUAAUCAGUUAGUCGAUCAAGAGAAGAUUAAUCAGCAACAGUUCGUUUAAAGAAGGACAUAUCGUGAAAAAUUUACUUUUUCAGUGCUUGUUUGCUCAAACAUUUGUGUAUCUGGAGUGCCUAUCAACCCACAAACUGUGAAAUAAGACAACACAGUCAGUUUUUUGUGGGCUGUCUAGAUCAGAAAACGUGAUUCAACGAGCCAUUCAGA
Messenger RNA from Sebastes umbrosus (honeycomb rockfish), 1852 nucleotides. RefSeq names its product beta-1,3-galactosyl-O-glycosyl-glycoprotein beta-1,6-N-acetylglucosaminyltransferase 4-like. Gene Ontology annotation, molecular function: acetylglucosaminyltransferase activity. The record is from RefSeq and is a predicted model, not a curated record. Bases 302 to 1606 code for a protein of 434 amino acids. The transcript has 3 exons. NCBI's taxonomy places the organism in Eukaryota, Metazoa, Chordata, Actinopteri, Perciformes, Sebastidae. Gene Ontology annotation, cellular component: membrane.